Messenger RNA from Rangifer tarandus platyrhynchus (Svalbard reindeer), 715 nucleotides. Lineage: Eukaryota; Metazoa; Chordata; Mammalia; Artiodactyla; Cervidae. The record is from the annotation of a GenBank genome assembly.
CCCCGCCCAGAGCCCAGAGGCCCCGGCCCUGGCCCUCAUGAGCACCUUCUCCCAGCCGGGUCCCGGGAGGCGGAUUCCACCUAUGAUGGCCAUCCCCAGGGCGAGGAAACAACCUCAGCCCACUCAGGGUUCCGCCAGAGGGGCUCGGAUAGGACGAGCUGGGUUUGGGGCCCUGGGCUCUCCUGCUCUGGCCUUUGUCCUCGGCGGCGUGGGAGGCGGCAGCACAUCGGGGCAGCUCCGGGUUCUGCAGCACCCGCAGGGCAGGCGGGGGUGGAGGGGCAGCUUGGUGCUAAUCUGUCUCAGGGAGCUGACCCGUAUGUGGAAUCUGUCGGGCAGCCCAGGGCUCGCCAGCUUAAGGACGCACGAUUUCACCGCAGGUCAAUCAUUCCCCAGGCUGCCCCAGGCUCUGGGGCCCGGUGAACAGACGCCUGCUCUCUUCUCACGGACCGACUCAUCUGGAAGCUUCCAUAUGGGCUGUGGGCUGGGCCGACUCUGGACGCCACGUGGCACCGCUACCCUCGCCUCCCCACUCCAUGCCUCCCUGGCCCCCAACAAGGUCCGGGCCCUCACGGGACGGCCCCAGGCCUCCGGCUUCCUCUGGUUGACGGGGCUCCCGCUACGUGGGGCCCGGGUUCCGGCGCUCCAGACUGGGGGCGGGGGGCACAGCGUCGUUUGGCCGGCUGCCCGGCCGGGAACCUCCCUGCGUUCUGCAUGA